Messenger RNA from Mandrillus leucophaeus (drill), 3806 nucleotides. RefSeq names its product proteasome (prosome, macropain) inhibitor subunit 1 (PI31) (gene PSMF1). Gene Ontology annotation, molecular function: proteasome binding; endopeptidase inhibitor activity. NCBI's taxonomy places the organism in Eukaryota, Metazoa, Chordata, Mammalia, Primates, Cercopithecidae. The record is from RefSeq and is a predicted model, not a curated record. Gene Ontology annotation, biological process: proteasome-mediated ubiquitin-dependent protein catabolic process. The transcript is spliced from 7 exons. Bases 289 to 1056 code for a protein of 255 amino acids.
UUCCGGCUUUGAGGGGCCACGCCCCGCGCGGUCCCUGGCGGAACCUUUUAGUUCUGCGCUCGCGUUGCCAGCCCGGCGCGCCUCACGCAGUUGCGCCCGCUCCUGGGGCUACUUCCGGCGGCCCCGCCCCGCCCCGCCCCCGGGCGUCUCCAUCUUGGUCUCAGGUGUAGACUCUGCCAGAGCUAGCGCAGGAGUGAAGCGGAGUUAUAGCUACCCCGGCCGCGGAGCUGGCUCACUGCACUACCCCCUCCCCCUUCUCUCCUCCAGACGCCGAAGUCGCUGGCGCUUAUGGCGGGCCUGGAGGUACUGUUCGCAUCGGCAGCGCCGGCCAUCACCUGCACGCAGGACGCGCUCGUCUGCUUCUUGCAUUGGGAAAUGGUGACACACGGCUACUACGGCUUGGGUGUCGGUGACCAGCCGGGUCCCAAUGAUAAGAAGUCAGAACUGCUGCCAGCUGGGUGGAACAACAAUAAGGACCUGUAUGUCCUCCGGUAUGAGUAUAAGGAUGGGUCCAGAAAGCUCCUUGUGAAAGCCAUCACCGUGGAGAGCAGCAUGAUCCUCAAUGUGCUGGAAUAUGGCUCACAGCAAGUGGCAGACUUGACCCUGAACUUGGAUGAUUAUAUCGAUGCAGAACACCUGGGUGACUUCCACAGGACCUACAAGAACAGUGAGGAGCUUCGGUCUCGUAUUGUGUCUGGAAUCAUCACACCUAUCCAUGAGCAGUGGGAGAAGGCUAGUGUAAGCAGUCCCCACCGGGAGUUCCCCCCUGCUACCGCUAGAGAGGUGGACCCACUCCGAAUUCCUCCACACCAUCCACACACCAGCCGGCAGCCUCCCUGGUGUGAUCCCCUGGGCCCAUUUGCUGUCGGGGGAGAAGACUUAGACCCUUUUGGGCAUCGGAGAGGUGGCAUGAUUGUGGAUCCCCUGAGAUCUGGCUUCCCAAGAGCACUUAUUGACCCUUCCUCAGGCCUCCCGAACCGGCUUCCUCCAGGCGCUGUGCCCCCAGGAGCUCGCUUUGACCCCUUCGGACCCAUUGGGACCAGCCCACCUGGGUAGGUAACCUAACCCAGACCAUCUCCCCCCGCCGGGCUACGAUGACAUGUACCUGUGAAGGCCUCAAGAAUGUAACAUCCCAGGCUUCCCUCCACUCUCCUGGAGCUGCCACUGCUGUCCCCAUCAGCAACCAUGUUCUUACGGGCUGGGGGCAAGGGAUUCUGCUCAUAUGUUUGCAGGCCGGCUGGGAUAGCCUCCCCACCCCUUAUCAGAGCCAAGACACCUGCUGCAGCUCUCCACCUAGCUGCGGAUAGCUCCCAAAGAGAAAUCAGUGUGUCUCUUUUACCACCAGCUCCUCCCCUUUCACCACCAACUCCUCCCCACUUCCCAAGGGAGACUCCGGCAACCUUCAGCAACAUAUAUCCUCGACCAGAUGCAGUGCUAUAAGAACAGAAUGCAUUUUGGAUGUUAUUAUUAAGAACCAAAUGUCAAUACAGAAUUCAUGUUGCCGGCUUCCCACUUUUCUUUUUACAUUAAUGCAUAGCUCCUUCCAUUUAUGAGACUUUAGAGUUUGAGUUUCUGUAGGGCUGAAUGACUCUUUUCCUGCCUAGGGCCCAUUCUUGCUUCUCAGGCACCUUCCGUUCAUUAAUUGCCAUUGCUCCUGACAUCACUAAGAUGGGUCCCCAUCUGGCUGCAUGAAUGGAAGUGAGUGACUGGAAUCCCAUAGGCCACAAGGAUGACUUUCACAAGAGCAGGAACAUUGUGGAAAGACUACAUCAUUCUGAUGAGGCAGAAUCCUCCAGCUCUUCCUGUCUGGGCCAGUUUUGUAGGUCCAUCUAUGCAUGGGCAGCAGUAGUCAAAAAGCCAAGGAAAAAACAGAGCAGACCUGAAGGCUAAUCUUAUUUUUGCCAGUAACUUAGUGACUGACCCUAAGCAAGUCCCUUCUCCUCUUAGGGCCUUGUGCCAACCCUGUGAAAUUGGAGGUGGCUUUCCUGCUCUAAAGCAUUUUGAUGUCUCAUUCUGUGUUUGGUAACCCCUGUAAACUGGGGCAGAGGGAAAGAAUGAUGGUUCAAGGCCGUACUUCCCUUGAACCUUGUGUGGUUCUUGCCUAACUGUGGUUUUUGGACCCCAUGGGGCCCAGACCGAGCACAGGAGCAUGGACUACAUCUGAGUAUGGUGUUGAACUUCGGGAGGAGCAGGGAGUCCUGUGCCUUGUGUCCUGGCCCACCUGACCUUUGGUGUUCUCCGGAUCCUUUGCAGCCCGAGGCCUGACAGACGCGGGCAGUGAUGAGCCCUGUUCUGGAGUGGAAAGAGCACGAUAGAGCACCAGGCUAAGAGGCACGAGAUCAAGGCGGUAGUCACUUCCGCUCUGCAGCUAGCAUUUCAACCAUAUAUGGGUCCUUUCAUUUCUCAGCUCCUUGGAUUCCUUUCCCUAAAUUAGGACCUAUUAUUUACCUGUAGGUAAACAAGCUACUGUAACUCUUCUGAGGUAUCUACUGGGCUGUUUUCUGUAGCCUCAGAUUGCUUAUCUUCUUAGCCUGAGAACAGGUAGAUGAAAACUAAAUCGAUGCCUAGGCCCAGGGUCAGUCUCAGAUGGAAGCUGGGCCUGGGUGGGGAGGCUGUCCUGCGCAACAACCUGGGUACUUCUGUCAGUCCCCAUGGCAAGCAGUGAUUUAGUAAAAGACCCCAGAGACAGGGAAGCCAACCACCUUGAAACCUUUAGAACAUCUCUGCUUUGAAGAAAGACCCAGAGAUCAGGCAGAGGUGCAGAUUCAGUCAUUACUCAUAACCUUUGAGAGCUGGCAAAUGGGAGGAAUGUUAGUUUUUGUUUUGGAAUUGGACCAUACUUGCAACCGAAAGGACUUGGAGCAGUUUGCUCAUAAAAACAUCCUUUAUUAGGAAGUAUUUAAAGGAUGAUAAAGACCAUCAGACAGAAGCAGGGAAGGUAGAUAACUUUUAGGAUCUUGAUGUGAGGAAAAGAUAAAAUUUAAACAGUAAAUUUGCCACUUAGAUUUUCUAGUAGCAAAGGUCGAAAAGAUAGUCAUAUACAAAAUUCUGUUUUCUGAAAACAGAAAAUUGUGAUUCAUCUGCAGAAUCAGCCAUUUUCUGUGAGUUUCCUUGCAUCAAGGACACUGAGAAACAGAGUCAUUUUCUUUGGUGUUCUAUGGGAGGAAGUGAAUAGAGCCUUUAGGAACUUCCUGGUCAGGCUGAUGGUGCUUAUUUUGGUCUGGGCCACUUCCCUCCUUCCAGUCAUGAGUAAUCAACAAGCAGGAGGUUGGAACGUUUCAGGUGUAUAUUUUGUAGAACCCAAAAGAUUGGAGCCUUAACAAUAAACAUCAGCACUAAGUGACCUGUUCCUCCUUUUUUUAAUAACAGCUUUAUUGAGAUAUAAUUUACAUACCCAUAAUUUACAUACCUGUUUAAAGUAUACAAUUCAGUGGAUUUAGUGUGUUCACAGUGUUGUACAUCCACCACCAUUUCUAAUUCCAGAACAAUUUCACCACCUCAGAAAGAAACCACACACCCAUUGGCAUGACUCCCCAUUACCUUGCCCCCAGCCCCAGGCAACCACUAACAUCUAUCUCUAAAGAUUUUUUUUUGUUUUUUCUGGACAGUUCUCAUAAAUGGAAUCACUCAAUAUUAUGGCCUUUUGUGUCAGGCUUCUUUCAUUUCAUGUGAUGUUUUCAGGAUUCAUUCAUGCUGUAGCAUGUAUCCAUGGUAUGGAUAUAUCACAUUUUGCUUAUGCUUUUAUCAGUUGAUGGACAGUUGGGUUGUUUCUACAAAAAGGCCAUUAUGAGUAAUGCAGCCAAGAA